Messenger RNA from Striga asiatica, 1201 nucleotides. The record is from the annotation of a GenBank genome assembly. NCBI's taxonomy places the organism in Eukaryota, Viridiplantae, Streptophyta, Magnoliopsida, Lamiales, Orobanchaceae.
UACGAAAUCAAAAGGAAAGGUUGGCCCGAUGUGCGACGUGGAUUCAUGCCGUUCUCAUAUAGCUUCCAAAACCGCACGCAACGCAGCGUUGAAACUAUUAAUUCCCCCUUUCAUUUUUUCGGUUUCAUUAUCAGAAGUGCAUUAAUAUACAGAAAUCCGAAUCAAUGGCUGCAUCAGUUGCGAUUGGGCUGAGAACAGCAUUUGUGGUGUUGGGCUGUAUCAUCACCGCCACUGUCAUUUACACCACUGUCACUGAUGGACUCCCUUUCCGCAAAGAACUACUCACUCCGUGGAUGGCAGCAACUCUGGUCGACUUCUAUAUCAAUAUUCUGGCAAUAGGGGCAUGGAUUGUGUAUAAGGAAUCAAGCUGGAUUCGGGCACUGAUUUGGAUAGUUUUGCUUGUAUGUUUAGGAAGCAUUACCACAUGUCUGUAUAUUGUUGUGCAGUUCCUAAAGCUGUCUUCUCAAGAAUCAAUACAAGAUCCUAUUUAUUUUGUGCUUAAGAAUAAGAAAAAGGAUGAAGCAGAAUCAGGGAGAAUUGUAUCAGUUGCAAGUGCACGGGUUCUUUUCAGUUUCUUGGGUUGUCUUAUGCUUGGCACAUUGGUUUACACAAUUGCCACUGAUGGAUCUCCUUUUCGAAAAGAUCUUUUAACUCCGUGGUUGACAGCAACAUUGAUUGAUUUUUAUGUUAAUGUUAUUGCUUUAUCGGUUUGGGUGGCAUAUAAGGAACCUAAUUGGUUAACUGCAGCAUUUUGGAUUCUUUUGUUGAUCUGCUUUGGGAGCGUUAGUACAUGCGUCUACAUUGUCCUACAGCUUUUCCGUCUCUCAUCUCAAGAUCCCGUUUCUCUUGUUCUUUUCAGCAGCAGAGAUAUCAGGGCAGGAAACAACUAUGAGAAAGCUGCGCAGGCUGAUAGAUACAUGUAGUUUGGUUGGUGAGUGAUAAUUAUUACUAUAUUGUUCCAUGCGUUUGGAGCGCAUGAAAUUUGUAUAAUCUUGGAUUGUGACAAUAACUUGAUAUCAUUGUGAGGUUGAUUUUUAAUAAAAUUAGGUUAUUAAAAUUAAUAAGUCACUUAGUUGCUAGAUUUUGGGAGGAAAAAUUGAAAGGAAAAAGUUCAAACGUGUCAAUAAUCAACUACCUUCAACCAAAAUGCACGCAAUAGUAUAGAACACCACAAAUCAUUGAUGCCUAUAGUAACAUAAUG